UGGUAGAAUCAGGGAAGAUAAGAGGAAAUGCAGUAAAAGGCAUUUUCUAUUGGAAAAUCUCCAAAUAUUGGAUCCAUUUCCCCCCAUCAUCUCCUUUUUCUCUUUUGUCCAACUCAAAACAGGGCAGCGCUAGCAAAAGCUAGUCUUUGGACUCCGUUUCAAUUUGCUCAAGCAGUCCUUCCUCCAUAUCCGCACUCCCAAACUAAACGGACCAUCGCCGGCAAUGAGAAAGCCGAGAUGCCGUCCCUCCAUCCCUUCCUCUCGUCCAUUGCCAAGCGCCAAACCCUAACCCUAAGCAUCUCCGCCGCGCUCCUCCGCUCCUUCUCCUACUCGGCGAAACCCUCCGCUGCCGCCGGCGAAACCCGCGUCUCCCUCUACUUCCGUCGCGCCCGCCUCAUCGACACGCUCCGCCUCCGCCUCCGCCUCCGCUCCCACGAUCCCUCCGCCCCUUCCCCCUCCCCCUCCUCCCCCGCCCUCGACCCCUUUGUCGCUGCCAAUGCCCUCCGUGCCGCCCCCUCCCCGGCCCACGCCCUCGCCCUUUUCCACUCCUUCCUCUCCCACCCCGCCGUCGCCCGUCGCCCCGCGCCCGCUCUCCACGCCCUCGCCAAGCGCCUCGCUCUCGCCCGCCGCCUCCCGGACCUCCAUCAACUCCUCGCCGACCUAGAUGCUGGCGUCUUCCCCUCCGCCCUCCCCCCUUCCCCCAUGGACCGCCUCCGCUGGCUCGCUGCUGCCGGCGACCUCCCCUCGGCUCUCCACGCCUGGGCCUCCCUUCGAUCCUCCGCCUCCUCCUCCGGCCGCCGUGGCCGAAGCCACCCCUGCACCGAAGCCUACAACCUCAUCAUGAACCUCUACGCCUCCACCUGCGACCACUCCGCCGCCGUUGCCACCUUCAACCAGAUGAUCCAGGAAGGUGCGAAUCCCAACUCUCGGACAUACACCAUCAUCAUAGACCACCUCAUUCGAUCCGGAAACCUCGAUCAUGCCAUUGAAGUCUUCCAUCUACUCCCUUCCAUGAGGAUUCGCCGAACAUCAAAACAGUACAAUGUGCUUGCCGAGGCCCUCUCGUCAUCUGGCCGGUUCGUUGACCUGGAAAAGCUAAUCAAAGCAAUGAAUUCUGAUGGAAUUCUCCCGGGGCGAUCGAUGAGGGAGGCGAUAUCAAGAAUGAGGGAGGCUGGGCACACUACAGGGACCGAGGAGUUCGUGAAGAUAUUAUUCCCUGAUGCUCGAAUUGGGAUCGCUGUCGAGGAAGAAGAGAGCGAGGAGGAGACGGACGAGGAGCCGGAUAAAGAGGAAGACAGCGACGAUAAUCCCAAGAAUGACGGCAGUGAUCAGGUCAAAUUGAAGCCAUGGCUGGACCCAAUCGCUCUGGCCAAAGCUUUGGAGGACUGGGAUCCGGCAGAGGUAUCUGAAUUGGAGGCGGCGAAGCUUGUGUGGACCUCCCGGCUGGUGUGCAAGCUACUGAGGGCCUUCAAGAAGGCCGAGACGGCGUGGGAGUUCUUCUGCUGGGUGGCAUACCAACCUGGAGGGUUCGCCCAUGACCGCGACACAGUUGCGAGAAUGAUUGCCAUCCUCGCUCGAAACGGGCAUGUUGAAUUGGUCGAACGCCUUCUCUCCAAGGUCAAGUCCGAGGGGAUUCUGCUCCCCUUUGACACUGUUCGAUUGGUUGUCGACUUCUACGGUCUCUCGAAGAAAGCUGAUGCCGCCGUGAAGGUCUUUCGCGAUGCCAAUUCGAUAUGCGGCUCGCUGUCGGAAUCUAACCGCUUGCUGUUAUGUUCUUCUUUGCUGCGGACGAUGGCUAAGUGUAGGAGGAGAAAUGAGGCUAUGGAGCUGUUGGAAGAGAUGAUGUUAGAGGGAGUGCUUCCGGAUAUACAAACAUUUACGGGUUUGAUGCAGUAUUUCGCCGGCAAUGGGGAUUUGAAGAGCGUCCAUAGGCUGUUUGGGAUGGUGAGGCAGUGCAGACUCGAGCCGGAUUCUUAUAUGUAUCGGGUGUUGAUUCGGGCGUACUGCAAGCAGGAGAGGGCGGCGCUUGCGCUGAGGAUGUUCGAGGAAAUGAGGAGCUCGCGUAUGUUGCCGGAUGGUCAUACCAAAGCUUUGCUUGUCAAGAGCUUGUGGAAGGAAGGGAAGCUUCGGGAGGCGGCAUUGGUGGAGGAGAGGUGCGAGGAGGUUCAAACAGGACUUCCAUCGGCAUCGCCGGGUCAUGUUUGGACCGUGAGUGCAGUAGAUUUUGAGCGGAUAUAUGAUAUUUAUUCUGGUUGUUUUGCGAAGAGAGAUGGGUAGGCCUGAAGACCUCAUUAUGUUUGUAUCGGUGCCUUUUCUUGAAGUGGAAAUGUUAAGUUUGGGAAGAUUAGCAGUAAGUUUAUCGAGCAGUAAUUCCUAGCAAGAUCACACAAGCAGUUACAGUAUGAUAACUUUCCUUCGGGAUCUUCGCAGAACAGAAGAUAUAGAAGAAGGAAGGUGCACUGAAGAUAUACCACCAGCUCAAGAGAACUAGCGUUGGUUGGAGAGGGAGUACGCAUCAGACCCAUGGAAUGCUAAAUAACUGAUUUUAACUUGUUUCGUAAAACAUACUAUGCUAGAUUUAUCCAUGAUAUGCCCUUGUGGACUAGUGAAAGGUUGGAAGGAAGUGGUAAUUCC
Messenger RNA from Elaeis guineensis (African oil palm), 2634 nucleotides. The record is from RefSeq and is a predicted model, not a curated record. Lineage: Eukaryota; Viridiplantae; Streptophyta; Magnoliopsida; Arecales; Arecaceae.